UACUACCACACACACCCAUCUGUUUUUUCACCUUUUCAGUUAAAAAAAAAAUGAACUAAUUUCAAUAUCAAUGUUGAAGAAGACUUUUGAGAUUAGGUGGCAUAAUGAGCAAAAAAUGGAGCUUCAACACCAGAUUCCCUCUGGUUAAGCUCAUCUUCUCCGAUCCAUCGUUUCUUCCCCAAGCCAAACCCUCACAUUCGAAAUCGAAAUUUAGUCUGAAACUCUAACAACUCCCCCGAAUCGAUCUUACAAUGCCCGUGUCAACUCGGUCCCAGACACCGAAUGGGUUAAAUUUGGAUCACCCACACGAUGCCUUAAAGGGAAAGAUGAAAGCGCUUCUGGCAUUAUACGAGGAACACAAGAAGAAGAGUGUUGCUGCAGUUCCCAAGACCUCUUCUUUGGGGUCCUCGAGAGAAAAAAACGGGAGACGCAUUCUGGUGUUUGUGAGGGUGAGGCCGUUGGCGAGAAAGGAAACGGAAGCGGGUGCACGGUGCUGCGUCAGAAUCGUGGAUCGCCGUGACGUUUACCUAACGGAGUUCGCGGCCGAAAAGGAUUACCUUAGGUUGAAGAGGCUCAGGGGUCGCCACUUCACCUUCGACGCAUCGUUUCCGGAUUCUGCCUCUCAGCAGGAAGUUUAUUCCGCCACAACUUCAGAACUUGUGGAAGCAGUUCUGCAAGGGAGGAAUGGGUCAGUUUUCUGUUAUGGUGCCACCGGAGCCGGAAAGACUUAUACAAUGCUUGGUACAGUGGAGAGCCCAGGUGUGAUGGUGUUGGCAAUUAAAGAUCUGUUUAGUAAAAUCAGAAUUAGAAGUUGUGAUGGAAACCAUGCGGUUCAUUUGUCCUAUCUAGAGGUUUAUAAUGAAACUGUCAGGGAUCUGCUUUCACCUGGAAGACAUCUGGUUCUAAGAGAAGAUAAACAGGGAAUUGUCGCAGCAGGUCUUACACAAUACCGAGCUUAUUCCACUGAUGAAGUCAUGGCAUUGCUUCAACAAGGAAAUCGGAACAGAACCACCGAACCAACUCGUGCAAAUGAAACAUCUUCACGCUCCCAUGCUAUUUUGCAGGUUUUGGUUGAGUACCGAGUUAGAGAUGCUGCAAUGAAUAUUAUUAACAAAAUGGGCAAGCUCUCACUGAUUGAUCUUGCAGGGUCAGAGAGAGCUCUUGCCACAGAUCAAAGAUCAAUUAGAUCUCUUGAGGGUGCCAACAUAAACCGGUCUCUUCUGGCACUGAGUAGUUGCAUUAAUGCUCUCGUUGAAGGCAAGAAACACAUACCAUACCGAAAUUCAAAACUCACUCAACUUCUUAAGGAUUCAUUAGGAGGAUCUUGCAACACUGUCAUGAUUGCAAACAUUAGCCCAAGUAUUCUCUCAUUUGGAGAAAACCAGAAUACUCUUCAUUGGGCUGACAGAGCCAAGGAGAUUCGAACAAAGGGAUAUAAUGCAAAUGAGGAUGCAUUGCCAGUGCCCCAGACAGAAACAGAUCAGGUCAAGCUAGUACAUGACCUGCAAAAGGAGAAUCGUGAAUUGCGAAUGCGGCUAGCGCAACAGCACCAGAAACUUGUGACACUCCAAGCACAGUCAUUAGCUCCCCCAACACCACCUUCAGCUACAUCACUUCUUUCCACUCCUCCAACUUCUGUCCGGCCAAAUGAAAAACGAAGGAGCAGACCCUCUUUCUUAUCUGCAACUCAUUUCACUCCAGAGACUAAGAACAAGGGAGAUGAUGUAGCUGUCAGAAUCAGAACACUUCAACAAAGAGUAAAGGCCUUGGAAGCAGAUCUAGAUAGAGUGAAAAAGGAUCACAGCUUGCAGCUAAAGCAGAAAGAUGAUGUCAUUCGGGAGCUUUCGAAAAAGGGUGGGAAAAAAGUGGCAGCAGCAGGAGCUAUUCUACGGUUAAAGGAGGCCAACACUCAAGAAAUGAAGAGUCCAAGCCAUCGGUUUCAGUCCCCAGUUCCAACGGCAAAGAAACGAAGCUUUUGGGACAUAACCACUGCGAACAGCCCAUCAGUUACCACAUUGAAUGGGAGAAAAACUAGAAGUUAUGUCAUUUCUGAGCUUACUGCACAUCCAUCUAAGCUUAUUCAGCCCGGGUUUGCUCGAAAAAAGGGUGAUAUUUAAAUCUUCUAGUAAGGAGUUAGAAGAGGAAGUUUAAGGACAGAAUCUCAAGUACAGAAGGUCUGCUAUUUUUUUUGAAGACCCUGAUACGUCCUCAAAUUCUUUAAGGAAUAUGAAAGAGAUCAAUGCAGGUCGGUGUGCUCCUUCUCCUUCCAUCUUAUCUCUUCUCGUCUAUUUCAGUCAUAGUAAUUAGGAUAAUACUUUAUGUAGGCCUAGUAGUAUAUCCAAGGUGAUGUUUUUUUACAUGCUCACAUCACAUGCUUCAUUGAAGCUUUUGAAGAAAAGUCCAAAAUCGUUAUUAUAUUUGUACA
Vigna unguiculata (cowpea) is the source of this 2425-nucleotide messenger RNA. RefSeq names its product kinesin-like protein KIN-8A. Gene Ontology annotation, biological process: microtubule-based movement. Gene Ontology annotation, molecular function: microtubule motor activity; microtubule binding; ATP binding. Lineage: Eukaryota; Viridiplantae; Streptophyta; Magnoliopsida; Fabales; Fabaceae. The record is from RefSeq and is a predicted model, not a curated record.